Messenger RNA from Tauraco erythrolophus (red-crested turaco), 1837 nucleotides. NCBI's taxonomy places the organism in Eukaryota, Metazoa, Chordata, Aves, Musophagiformes, Musophagidae. The record is from RefSeq and is a predicted model, not a curated record.
AUGGGAGUCCACCCCGAAACCGGCAAAUCUCCGGUUGACGUCCCCAAAAGAUCCGGCACCUGCUCCCGGAGUAUUUUCUGCAACAUCAAGGUGUUUGUGCUGUGCCAUGGGCUUCUCCAGCUCUCCCAGCUCCUCUACAGUGCCAACUUCAAGAGCAGCCUCACCACCAUUGAGAAGCGCUUUGGGCUCUCCAGUCUCUCUUCAGGUUUCAUCUCCAGCUUGCACGAGAUCGGCAACGUGGUCCUCAUCAUCUUCGUCAGCUACUUCGGCAGCCGAGUUCACCGCCCGCGGGUGAUCGGCGCUGGGGGGCUGCUGCUGGCGCUGGGCGCGUUCCUGGUCACCCUGCCCCACUUCCUGUCAGACCCCUACGAAUACACCACGCUCAGCGCCGGUAACAAGAGCCAUGUCCAGGCUGAACUCUGCUCUGCAGAGAAUAAGAUUGUGUGCCCAAACACCACCCAGGAUCCUCAGAAGGAGGCCAGCAGCAUAUGGGCCAUGAUGGUCAUCGCCCAGCUGCUGGCCGGAAUCGGGACGGUUCCCAUCCAGCCCUUUGGGAUAUCCUACGUAGACGACUUCGCAGAAGCAAACAAUUCCCCGCUCUACGUUGCCAUCCUCUUCGCCAUCGCCGUGUUCGGCCCUGCGUUUGGAUACCUGCUGGGAUCCGUGGUGCUGCGGCUCUUCGUGGAUAUUGGAAGAGUUGACGUUGCUACAGUGGCCCUGACACCGAGGGACCAGCGGUGGAUCGGAGCCUGGUGGCUGGGACUGCUGAUCUCCUCGGGCUGCUUGGUGCUCACGUCCAUUCCUUAUUUCUUUUUCCCUCGGUACAUGGUGAAAGGAGAGGACCUGAAGGUGGAGGCUGGCAUGCUCAGGAAGAUGGAGAAGGGGGCGGCUGAAGAAACCUCCCUGCUGGAGUUUAUAAAAAAAUUCCCAAAGAUCUUCCUCAGGCUGCUCCUCAACCCUCUCUUCAUCCUCCUGGUGCUGGCUCAGUGCAGCUUCUCUUCAGUCAUUGCGGGUCUGUCCACGUUCCUCAACAAGUUCCUGGAGAAGCAGUAUGGUACCUCCUCCUCCUACGCCAACUUUCUCAUAGGAGCUGUGAACCUGCCAGCGGCAGCGCUCGGGAUGCUCUUAGGAGGAAUCAUCAUGAAACGCUUUGCCUUCUCCCUCCGGGCCAUCCCCCGCUUUGCUGUGGUGGUGCUCGUUUUCUCCAUCCUCAUCUGCCUGCCCAUUUUCUUCAUGGGCUGCUCCACGGGGCGCAUCGAUGGGAUCUACCCCCCCAGCGGUGAGCGGGUGGCAAAGCAGGGGGCACCUGACAAAAGUCGUAAGGUGGUGGGGCCUUUCCGGCAUGGGGAGGAGGGAGGGUCUACUGGAGAAGCUGGGAAGAUGCAACGGAGAAUUGCGAUCUACAAGAACUGUUCCCUGAUCCCUGCUCGGAACGGGCUCUCCUCUGCCAAGACAGGCUCCUGUCCGCUAGCUGAUCAUGCCAUAUUCCUCAUCUCCUUUGCUGCCCUGGUAGCCUGCCUGUCCCACAACCCCCUCUACAUGAUGGUUUUACGGGUGGUGAACCAGGAUGAGAAGUCGUUUGCCAUCGGAGUCCAGUUCUUGCUAAUGAGGCUGCUGGGUGGGCUACAAGGUGGUGGGCACCAUCCUCCUCGCCCUCAUCAGCUGGAAGAUGAAGAGGAACAAGGAGUACAACGUGCAGGAGAAGGCGGCGGGGCUGGCGACAGAUACCUGGGGCUGCAGGUGGGCUACAAGGUGGUGGGCACCAUCCUCCUCGCCCUCAUCAGCUGGAAGAUGAAGAGGAACAAGGAGUACAACGUGCAGGAGAAGGCGGCGGGGC